This is a messenger RNA of Gasterosteus aculeatus aculeatus (three-spined stickleback), 2933 nucleotides long. The record is from RefSeq and is a predicted model, not a curated record. NCBI's taxonomy places the organism in Eukaryota, Metazoa, Chordata, Actinopteri, Perciformes, Gasterosteidae.
UGUUUCAGUGAUCACAGGGCUUGUCCAAAGGCUCCACUACUCACAAACCUUCGGCCAGUGUGUGUUUGUGAUGGAUGAGAGUGUGUGGCUGCACCGAGGCGACAGUCAAUGAGAACGCUGCGAGCUGAGCUCGAAACAAAACGAGAAGGUUUCCUUAAAGGCGCAGAAGAGGUGACAGGAAGUGAUGACAUAAAGGGAACGAGGCCAGGGUCAUGGGAUGUGGAAUGGGAAAGUCUGAGCUACAGCUGAAGAAAGGUGACAGAGUAACCAUCUCAGUUCCGGCUGCCACUGCGAUCAGAGCGGCUCUGUUGAUCCAGCGCUGGUACCGCCAGUAUGUCGCCCGUCUGGAGAUGAGACGCAGGUGCACGUGGAAUAUCUUCCAGUCUAUCGAAUAUGCAGGAGAGCAAGACCAGAUCAAGCUCUACAAUUUUUUUGGAUUCCUGAUGGACCACUUCACCCCAGCCAGCAGUGAAAGAAAUCUAAUAUCUCACAUCUUUCGAAAGAAUGAAAUCUGUAGAGACACAGAGUGGGAGAGACAUUUCUGCUACAAGAGCAUUGAAGUAAGCGCCAGCUGCACCGGCCCCCAUCUGACCUUCCCCAUGACCUUCAGUGGGGUGUCGAAGCUGGUGGAGGCCUUCAAGCACAAACAACAGCUCCACGCUCGAUAUGUUCUGCAGCUUCUUGGAGAAACCUGGAGGCUUCUACGAAUUCUUCCAAACAUCAGUCACGUCUCUGCCUGCCGCGCCAAGCCGAUCACCAUAUGCGGAGAUUUACACGGGCACCUAGAGGACCUGCUGUUAAUAUUCUAUAAGAAUGGUUUGCCGUCCUCCGAGAAGCCGUAUGUCUUCAAUGGAGACUUUGUGGAUCGCGGUAAAAACUCCUUAGAAAUCCUGCUCAUCCUGUUUGGCUUCCUGCUGGUUUAUCCCAACGACGUCCAUCUAAACAGAGGGAACCACGAGGACCACAUCGUUAACCUGAGAUAUGGUUUCACUAAAGAAGUUCUGGGCAAGUAUAGGGUGCACGGCAAAACGAUCCUGAAGCUCCUCCAGAAGAUCUUCAGCUGGCUGCCUCUGGCCACAGUGAUUGACGACAAGGUGCUGAUUGUGCACGGUGGGAUCUCUGACGCAACAGACCUUGGCGUGAUCGCCCGAGUGGACAGGCACAAAUACGUGUCGGCUCUGAGGCCUCCCGAGGCUCAUACGUUGAACAGCGGCAGCAGGGAGGCCGGGGCACCAGCGGAAGGCCGGCGUCGGCUGUGUUCUCUGACUUACCAAGGCUCGCCGAAGGCCCCCGUACACACACUGCCGCGCCGUUCCCUCCACAACGAGCCCGCCAGCGGUCAACCCAACUGGUCGGUGGAGGAGGAGCUGAAAAGGAGGCGCAGGCUGGCCGGGUUUGACCAGACCUACGGACAAAUGAAGAGGUCCGACUCAGACUUUGAGUCCGGAGACACGAAAGGGAAAGAUGUGGAUGAGUGGAAACAAAUAGUGGAUGUGUUGUGGAGUGACCCGAUGCCCCAAAAUGGCUGCAUUCCCAAUGAGGUGCGAGGCGGAGGCUGCUACUGGGGGCCCGACGUCACCGAGGAAGUGCUGGGAAGACACGACCUCCAGCUGCUCAUCCGCUCCCAUGAGUGCAAACAGGACGGCUAUGAGUUCUGCCACAACCGCAGGGUGCUGACCAUAUUCUCAGCGUCCAACUACUACGAGGUGGGCAGCAACAGAGGAGCCUACAUCAGGAUGGGACCCGAUCUGGUUCCUCACUUCAUUCAAUAUCAGGCCAGCAAGACCUGCAGAGAGCUCACCCUGAGACAAAGUGUCGGGUGGACCGAGAGAUCAGCUCUGCGAGCUCUGAGGGAACAGCUGUUCGCACACAAGUCCGACCUCAUCGGUGCCUUCCGGGAGUUCGAUCCCAACAACAAAGGGCUCAUCUCUCUGACGCACUGGGCCGGAGCCACGGAGAGGGUCCUAAAUCUGGGUCUGCCCUGGAGGGUGCUGCGCUCUCAGCUCGUCAGCAGCACUCCGCACGGCAUGGUGGACUACCAGCAAUGGAUAAGGGAGCUCUCCAUCACCGAGCCCAAGCUGGAGAUCUCAGAUAACAGCAUCCUGGAGACUAUGUACAAAAACCACUCCAACCUGGAAACCAUCUUCCGAAUCAUUGACACAGAUAACUCAGGUUUGAUUUCUUUCGAGGAGUUUCGGCAGACUUGGAAACUCCUGAGCUCUCAUCUGAAGACGGAGAUCAGCGACAGGGCCAUCGCGGACUUGGCCCGGAGCAUCGACUUCAACAAGGACGGGAGCAUCGACAUCAAUGAGUUCAUGGAGGCUUUCCGGCUGGUGGACGUCUCCGCACACAGCGGAGGGCCUGGACGAGGAGCUGCUGACCUGCUGCACGGGGGGCAACAAGGGCAGUUUGGGCCGGACUCGUUUCCUUGAAUACAUGUCCGAGGCCAAAAAACGUCACCCAGUAAAGCCGUGCAGAUCUAGCAAGAUGUUUUCUACCCCUCACAUGAUCUGCCCUCACAUAAUAUCCCCAAUUUAUCAAUGCAUAAAUGUGACAGUUCUAAAUAUCUCCAAGCAAUGUAGAACUCUCCCAUAGGAUAAGAGGUAUUAAUUAUAUGGUCUACCACAGUGGCUUCUUCACUAGUCACUACCUCCAGUGCUCAUUUCUUCUACUUUGAUUUAAAGAACUCCUUUAUUCAGAGCCUCGGGAUAUCAGUGACUCUGCUACACGAGGGGAUAUAAUCUUUUUGGAAGCUGCUUAAUCAGUUCAACUGCCAAUCAGUCCGAAUCCAGGACAUGAAUCCUAUCAACUGAAGCCCUACUUUGAUGAGAUGUUGGAAAGGGCUUGUCUAAAAAAGGUAAACACCGGUGACGAGAGACGUCCCGUUAGUACCAAAAAUCUUUAAAUGAAAAACAGGAUGCAGGUAGACGGUC